Messenger RNA from Ogataea haglerorum, 2103 nucleotides. RefSeq lists its product as uncharacterized. The record is from RefSeq and is a predicted model, not a curated record. Lineage: Eukaryota; Fungi; Ascomycota; Pichiomycetes; Pichiales; Pichiaceae. The coding region runs from base 1 to 2103 and encodes 700 amino acids. The transcript has a single exon. Gene Ontology annotation, molecular function: RNA binding.
AUGACGGAUAAGCACUCUGCCGCCGAGAGCGAAGACAAUUUAGACAGGAGGACACUGUUUGUGCAGUCGAUUCCUGUUGAGGCCACAAAGGAGGAACUGAACGAGUUUUUCUCCCAAUAUGCCCCAGUGCGACAUUCGGUUAUUGUCACUGACACAGAGGGCAAGAGCAGAGGGUUUGGGUUUGUUUCGUUUGUGACGGACGAGGACGCCCUCAGUGCCCUCAAGGAAACCAAGAAGGUCAAGUUCCAGAACAAGCUGCUGAGAGUGUCUAUUGCCAAACGGAGACAGCGAAAGGAUAAACAAAACAAACAGGCCAAGCCGGUGGACGAUGCAAAAUUCAAGGCACAGGAGAUUGCGCUGAAAAAGAGUGCGAAGCUGAUUGUGCGCAAUCUGCCGUGGUCGGUGAAAGACCCAAACGAGCUGGUGAAGGUGUUUUUGAAGUUUGGUAAAGUGAAGGAGGCCCAUAUUCCCAAGAAGAAGGACGGCAAGAUGUCUGGGUUUGGAUUUGUAACGAUGAUGAAGCACGCUGCGGCCGAGAAGGCUGUCAAGGAGACCGUGGGGUUGAAGUUGCAGGGCCGUGAGGUGGCUGUUGAUUUUGCUAUCGAUAAGAACAAGUGGGAGGAGUUCAGGAAGGAGAAGAGCGAUGAGAGAGAGGACGAGGAAGACGAUGGGGAAGAAGAGAGCGAGGAGGAGGAAGAGGAAGAAAAGUCAGAGAAAGAAGAGUCAGAGGAAGAAGAGGCCAAAGACGAGACAGACGAAUCAAAGGAUGACGAGUCCGAGUCUGACGGUGAGGACCUCAACUUCAACAGGCCGCGUCCGAACAAGCAAGAAAACUUCUCUAUUUUUGUGCGUAACGUUCCCUACGACGCCACGAGAGAAUCUCUAGAGGAGCACUUCUCCAAAUUCGGACCGAUCAAGUACGCUCUCCCUGUCAUGGACAAGGACACCCAGUUGGCCAAAGGGUCUGCGUUCGUGGCAUUCCGGCGCGAGGAGGACUACGAGGAGUGUCUUUUGAACGCGCCAGAGGUGAAUCCGAACUCGAUGCUCAUCCCAGACGACGUUUCCCCGUUGUAUGUCUACGAAGGCCGUGUUCUGCAGAUCACUGCCACCGUGGACCGCGAGUCUGCUGCCAGAAUGGCCGAGCGCAACGCUCUUGCGCGAAAAGAGCUUCUGGGCCGUGUUCCAACGGAGAAAGACAAGCGUAAUCUUUUCCUGCUGAACGAAGGACGCAUAACCUCUGGCUCGAGACUGGCCUCGCUGAUCAGCAAAACGGACCUGGACGUCCGUGAAAAAUCGUACAAUCUGCGUGUGCAGCAGCUGAACAAGAAUCCGUCGCUGCAUCUGUCGCUGACGAGACUCGCCAUCAGAAACCUGCCUCGUGCCAUGAACGAGAAGGCUCUGAAGGCCCUGGGGCGCAAGGCGAUUGUCCAGUUUGCGGCUGAGGUCAAGGAGGGAAAGAGGCAGCCGCUGAACAAGGAGGAGCUUGCCAGAUCACAGAGACACAAGGAGUUCAUUGAGGAGAAGCUAGGAAUCACGCCAGAGGACAAGAAGCGCAAAAAGCAGACGGGUGUGGUGAAGCAGGCCAAGAUCAUCAACGAGGUGAAGGGCUCAGGCGUGCUGGGCAGGUCCAGAGGAUACGGGUUCUUGGAGUUCCGAGACCACAAGCACGCGCUGAUGGCGCUGCGGUGGCUGAACGCUCACGAGGUGAGUCGCGAGGACAUUCUGGUUGGGCUGACGGAUGAGCAGAAGAAGGUGGCUGAGAGCGAGGGCACGAUAACCAAGCGUCGGUUGAUUGUGGAGUUUGCUAUUGAGAACGCCAAGGUGGUGAAGCGGCGACACGAGCAGAUCGCUUUUAGCAGGGCCAAGAGCCACAAGAGAGACGGCGAGGGCCAGGAGAGUGGCAGAGAUAGAAAGCGGCUGAGAGUAAGCAGCCGCGACGAGAGAGCGGACGGCGGCAAAAGAGAUGCAAACGGCAGCCAAGGCCAGUCGAAGCGCAGAAAGGCAGACACCCAAAAUGUGCCCGAAACCAGCAAGAGCGGCCUUCCGAACGACGUCAAACGGUUGAUCGGGUUCAAGAGAAAGCGCAGACACGCGAAGAAAUAG